AUGGCAUCGCCUGCUCAUGGAACACCGUUAACUGUUGUUGAAACUGAUGGGAUCGUAUCACUUGUUGUUGAUCUUAACCCUAAAGAUUCUGUAAAGGCAACUUCACCCAUUCUUGAAACCGCGUCGUUUCAUGUUGAAGAUGUUGAUCCAUCCAUCGUGCGAUCGGUUGAUAACGUACCAAGGAUGAUUGAUUUCCCACUGCCGAUUGCUGCACUUGCUGAUAUUCUAACGAUGACUGCUGCAACUUUAUCAUUGAUUGCUCAACUUGCCGACACACUCUUGAUGACAAUUUCAACUCUUGGAGUGAUGCCCAUGGACCAGCAUGCUCGGAUUGCAUUGGAGAUGGCUGAAUCUGCUGAAGUCGCACCACUGGUUGUUUUGCCUGCAACAGUGGCUGUAACGACAUCUCAUUCAACUGCAUUGCUUUCUGAUCGGUCAGUCGAGACUCUGCUGAUGAUGACUGUGACUUUGUGGACUGUAACAAUUGCUGAAGUUGUAACUGCGUUUGAGUCUGAACUGACUAUGAAAUCUCAUGAACUGAUUGAGGCUGGAUCUCUGCCGAUGAUUGGUGCUGAGCUGAUUCCAGAGACUGUGUUAGCUGCUGGGACUGUAAUGGCAUAA
Molecule: messenger RNA, 621 nt
Organism: Oldenlandia corymbosa var. corymbosa
Lineage: Eukaryota; Viridiplantae; Streptophyta; Magnoliopsida; Gentianales; Rubiaceae
Source: the annotation of a GenBank genome assembly